Exserohilum turcica Et28A is the source of this 2477-nucleotide messenger RNA. RefSeq lists its product as uncharacterized. Gene Ontology annotation, biological process: mRNA splicing, via spliceosome. The record is from RefSeq and is a predicted model, not a curated record. Lineage: Eukaryota; Fungi; Ascomycota; Dothideomycetes; Pleosporales; Pleosporaceae. Gene Ontology annotation, cellular component: spliceosomal complex; Prp19 complex. The coding region runs from base 7 to 2349 and encodes 780 amino acids. The transcript is spliced from 3 exons.
UCCAACAUGGUCGUCACGUCUUCCUGGUCGAACGUCGAGGACGAGGUGCUGAAGGCUGCCAUUAGUAAAUACGGCUUGAACCAGUGGUCCCGAUGCGCAUCUCUGCUUGCGAAGAAGAGCGCGAAGCAAUGCAAGUCAAGAUGGCAAGAAUGGCUGGAUCCGUCGAUUCGCAAGACGGAAUGGGACCGCGAGUCGGACGAGAAGCUCUUGACCAUGGCCAAACUCCUGCCAACCCAAUGGCGAACGAUUGCGCCCAUCGUCGGACGAACAGCCACACAGUGCCUUGAGCGAUACCAAAAGCUACUCGACGAACAAGAGGCGCGCGAGUCUGGCGAUCUGGGACUGGCGGGUCCAGACGGCGGAGAGUCCGCUGCUCCCUCUGCAGAGGAUGUCCGACGGCUGCGGCCCGGCGAAGUGGAUGCCUAUGCCGAGAGUCGCCCUGCCAGGCCAGACGCUGUGGAUCUAGAGGAUGAAGACAAGGAAAUGUUAUCAGAGGCGCGUGCGCGUUUGUCCAACGUCAGCGGCAAGAAGGCCAAACGAAAGGCCCGUGAACGACAACUCGAGGAAUCAAGAAGGCUGGCGUUGCUCCAGAAGCGACGAGAGCUCAAGGCAGCUGGCAUAAACAUCAAGAUUACCCCGAAGAAAGGCAACCACAUCGACUACAACGCCGACGUCCCGCUCGAGAAGGAAGUUCCCGCUGGCUUCUUCGACACGACGGAAGAAAUUGACCGCAAUGAACGACAACGAGAGGCAUUCGACCCACGGAAGCAGCAACUUGCGAACAAGAGGAAGAUGGAGGCGCAGGAAGACGGCGGAGGCGAGAGAAAGAAGAAGAAGGACGACAAGGCGGGAGGUCUGGCUGCGUCGUAUGCAAAGGCUGCGCAGAUGCAGAGAAUACGCGAGGCGGAGCAGAGCAGCAAGCGACGCGCGCUGGUGUUACCAGCUCCCCAGGUUGGAGAGGCCGAGCUUGAGGAUAUUGUCAAGAUGGGAGCCACUGGCCAGCGCGCAAUUUCUGCAGGCAGUGGCGACAACGCUGCAACUCAAGGCUUGAUUGGAGACUAUUCGAGCAUUGUUGGCAACACACCAAUCCGAACCCCAAUGGCGCCCAAGGAGGAAGAUUACGUCGCAAACGAGAUACGAAACGCUCGAAUGCGGACCGAGACGCAGUCGGCUCUGCUCGGCGGAGACAAUCCAGAUCUCAUCGAAGAACAAGCGCCUACUUCACUAUCUGGGCCCUCUUCACGGCAUCAGAUUGUAACCCCGAACCCGAUGGCAACGCCCUUCCGGCAAGCCAAUGGUGGCGCAGGAGCUACACCGAUGCGAGGACCUGGGGCCACGCCCAUGCGAACACCGCGAGACACACUGCGCUUAAACGGGGAGGAAGACGGCAUGCAGCUGGUUGGCCAGACACCUCGCGAUAUAAGGCUGAGAGAGCAGGCGAAGCGUCAAGACCUGAAGAGCAAACUUGCUUCGCUGCCAAAACCCAAAGAAGAGAGUUGGGAGUUUGAGUUGCCAGAGGAGCAGGCUGAGCCGAUGGAAGUGGAAGUCAGCGAGGAAGACGCGGCUGAGCGGGAUCGGAGAGCUCGCGAAGCUCGCGAAGCCCAAGAAGCGGCAGAAUUCGGGCGGCAGACUCAAGUUGUGCAAAGGUUCCUCCCGCGACCAUCACUCAUCGACAUUGACGCCAUGAUGAAGCGUGCACUCGACCUAUCUGAUCCGGUAGAGCGCGAGGUCGAAACGGAGAUGGCCAAGCUCAUUGCAAACGACGUCAAGAAGUUUGGCAAUGGUCGCGUCACCGGCACGGCACAACGACUCGAGUCCAUGUCCGACGAUGCCCUCCGAAAUGCAAAGAUGGAGCUUGCUCUCGAGCUUGCCUUGGCUACAGACAAGGAAAAGAAGGCCUUUUGCUCUGAUGUCAACGCCUCGUGGACCACACUCCACGGUUCGACCAUCCUUCCCGGCAUCGCAGGCUACGAAGAAGACGAGAUUGACGAGCACCAACUCAUGGUCGAAGCCUUUGACAGAGCCCAAGAAGCCAUCAUCGAUGCUGCUGAGCGCGCAAACAAGAUUGAAAAGCGUCUUACCACACACCACGCGGGAUACGUCAAGCGCUCUGCUCUACUAAGAGAGAAGAUUGGCGGUGCUUUCGCAGCGCUCGAAAAGGCAAGAGACAAUCUCAACACGGCGCGCACAGCUCAGUACAACGAGCAGACUGCUAUAGAACUCAGAUUGGAGAGGCUGCGCGACGAAGUGCAGUUUGUCACCAAGCGAGAGAGAGAGGCGCAGGACUUGUAUAGGAGGCGCAAGGAGGAACUGGACAACUUGCAGGUGCCUGUUAAUGGCGCACAUUAGUUUGGCUAUCUUAGCUGAUUGUAUUAUUUCUAUGAGUAUAUCACUUGAGUCGUUGCGAUUGCAUUUGGAUGGCGUUUUUGUUCGAUAGUUCCGCAUGAGCUGUGGAAGGAAAAUACUAGGUAAACUGC